AUUGGAAAGAUCGGCGAGAGAGCUGCUGCUGCUGCUGCCAGUCCCCGCUUCACCACUAACGGACCUCCUGUUCCACGCAAGAAGAGUGCAGAGCAGAGUGGGACGGACUUGGAUGUCAGUCAGGAGCUCCCGAUGAGGCAGUAAAGAUCCAAAAAUCUCACCAGCAAAUCAAGCAACAUGACGAAGAAACUAUGUGGCACCAAUUACCCAACCAGCAUCUGCUUCAUAGUGGUGAAUGAGUUCUGUGAACGCUUCUCCUACUAUGGCAUGAAAGCGGUGCUGACACUGUACUUCCUCACCUACCUGAAAUGGGACCAGGAUCUCUCCACUGCUGUCUACCAUGCAUUCAGCAGCCUCUGCUACUUCACACCCAUACUGGGAGCUAUCAUUGCUGACUCCUGGCUUGGAAAAUUUAAGACCAUCAUCUACCUGUCCAUUGUGUAUGUGAUCGGCCAUGUGGUCAAGUCGGUCGGUGCGAUUCCCACUGUGGGGAACAGCAGUGUGCACAUUGCUCUGUCCAUGGUAGGUCUGAUACUCAUAGCCUUCGGCACCGGAGGAAUCAAACCGUGUGUGGCAGCAUUUGGAGGAGACCAGUUUGGCGAAGAUAAUGUCCGUGAGAGGCAGAAAUUCUUUUCCAUUUUCUACAUGUCCAUCAACGCUGGGAGCCUCUUGUCGACUGUGAUAACCCCUAUACUGAGAAGUGAUGUACAGUGUUUCGGUGGUGACUGCUACGCUCUGGCCUUCGGGGUUCCUGCAGCUCUGAUGAUCGUAGCUUUAGUUGUGUUCAUUGCUGGCAGCGGCAUGUACAAGAGGACUCCUCCCCAGGGAAACAUCUUGUUGGAAGUCUGCAAUUGUAUUGGGUUUGCCAUCAGAAACCGCUGGCGGAGGAGGAGGUAUGAGCCUCAGAGGAACCACUGGUUGGACUGGGCUGAGGAGAAAUACUCGAAUCGUCUGAUCCAGGAGAUUAAGAUGGUGUUGAGGGUUUUGGUGCUGUACAUCCCACUGCCAAUGUUCUGGGCUCUGUUUGAUCAGCAGGGUUCCCGCUGGACACUUCAAGCCACGAGGAUGAACUUGGCUUUUGGGAACACCUUCAGUAUUGAGCCUGACCAAAUGCAGAUGUUGAAUGCGUUGAUGAUUCUUCUCUUUGUGCCCAUCUUUGACCUCAUCAUAUAUCCGCUCGUUGGCCUUUGCAGAAUCAAAGUCACGCCUCUCAGGAAAAUGGCCGCAGGGAUGAUCUUUGCAGCACUAGCCUUCAUAGCGGCCACAAUGGUGGAAGUGAAUGUUGUAAAAACUGUGGUGGAUCCUGCACCUGCUGGGAACUCUCUCCUGCAGGUCUUUAACCUGGCAGGAGGUAAUGUCAGUGUGAAGUUCCAGAGCAGCAACCCAUUUCCAGAGCCAGUCCAAUACCUUCAGGACCCUCCUCAGUAUGAGCUUCUCCCUCUGGGGGCAUCCAACAACACACUGAAGAUUGAAGUCACCUUCAAUGGAAAAACCUCAGAAUGUCACUGUAAAUUUUUCCAGCAGAAGGCCUACAGUCUGAUCUUAUUCUCCCGAAGUGAUGGAAUCAAUUGCACACUUGUGGAAGAUUUCAUACAUAAAAGUAAAGAUGGGAAGCCUUUCCUGAGGUUUCUGAACACACAGCCAGAGGCAAUAAACCUAACUGUUGGAGAUGCACAUUUCCACCUGCUCCCUCAUGACAUGUCUCCUAACAAGACUGUGAAUCAGAACAAUUACCCAGAUGUCAGCUGCACUUCACCGUCAAAGAAGUGCUCUAAUCUGGACCUGGGCCUGCUGGACUUUGGAGCUCUCUACACUGUCAUACUCAUUGAGGAAUCCGGUAAAAUUGUGCCUCACAAGAUGGAGGAUGUCAAAGCCAAUAACGUGCACAUUGCCUGGCAGAUCCCGCAGUACGUCCUCAUAACUACUGGAGAGGUUAUGUUCUCCAUUACAGGCCUGGAGUUCUCCUACUCACAGGCUCCAGCCAACAUGAAGUCAGUGCUGCAGGCCGGCUGGCUGCUCACUGUUGCAUUUGGAAAUGUGAUAGUGUUGAUUGUGGCAGAGGGGGCAGGACUGGAACAGUGGAAAGAGUUCAUCCUGUUUGCCGGCCUGCUGAUCGGCGUCUGCAUCAUCUUCUCCAUCAUGGCUUACUUCUACACCUAUGUUGACCAAGAUCAGCUGGACAAGAUCCACAUGGAGGAUUCAGUGAGGGAGGAAGAAGAUCUAGACGACAGAAAGAAAAAGACUAAUGACCUACAGACGAACAAAAUGGAGAAGAUGACCAAACUGUAGCUGCAGUAACACGGUGCAAGCGCCACAUCUUCUCGGCUGUAGCUGAUUACAUUUGGAUACAAAAGUUUAAGCAUUGAAUUAGUUAUAAGAAGGUAAUGUGCUUUAUUUCAGUUUUAUAUUUGUGAGGACAUUUUCUGUGAUAGUGAAGCACUAAGAUGUGAUGAUUUAUUGUGGUAAGAAGUCCAGUAUUUAUUUGUCACAUCAUUUUAAUGUAUUUGGUAAAACACUCCAGUCGCUUAAAGGAAAGCCUAUUCUGAAAGAGAUGUGGUGUUAAAAGAUGCUAAAUACUGUGAUUUUUCACACUAUGAUCAAUAGGUAUUACAAAUGAAUGUCAAAUAUUUUAUGUAUAUAUUUGCUGCAUAUUAACUCAAUGUCAAAAUUGUUUUUCUAUGAAGCUAAAUAAUCAUAACCUAUGCUGCCUUUGACCAAACACAUGGUUCAGUUUACAUUGUGUGCUUGUAACGGUAAUGAUAUUAAAGGAUCAAAGCUACUUGCAGCUUUGCAUGUUAUAAAUCAUUAAUUUAGGAUCUGCCAGUGAUUCAUAACUCAAAAUUCAUAAUGUUCAUUUGUUCGUUUGUCUUCUGGGCCUGAUUUUCUGAAAACAAAGCUUGUCAUUUCCUAAUGACGUAUCAUCAAGGAAAUUUGUAGCUACUCGUGUUACCAUAAUCAAAGACAAAGGGAAGGUUCACUUUGAGGGAUUCAAAGUUUCAUGUCUCUGCACACUAGACUAAAUUAUAGGCAAGUAGGUGGAAAAAAAAUAAUAAUAAUAAUAACAAGAGACUAAAACAUGCAAAACCAACAGUAUGGUCCUUUAAAGUCAUAAAAUAUUUUUUAUUCAGGGAAGUGUAAAUUUCGGUGCUCCCUGUGAAGUUCUGUAAAUAGACAGUUGUGAUGCUAAAAACUUGUUUUUGUUCCGUUUGAAAUUUUAAACAUUAAAAUGUGCAUGGUUAUCAU
Larimichthys crocea (large yellow croaker) is the source of this 3243-nucleotide messenger RNA. RefSeq names its product solute carrier family 15 member 2 (gene slc15a2). The record is from RefSeq and is a predicted model, not a curated record. Gene Ontology annotation, biological process: oligopeptide transport; transmembrane transport. Gene Ontology annotation, molecular function: transmembrane transporter activity. Gene Ontology annotation, cellular component: membrane. Lineage: Eukaryota; Metazoa; Chordata; Actinopteri; Sciaenidae. The transcript has 24 exons. The coding region runs from base 178 to 2289 and encodes 703 amino acids.